CUCUUUCUUCAGCCUGUUUUGCUUCAGCUCGCGGCCGAUCGCACAGCAUGAAGUGAAGUGAGAAGGCCCCGCGCGACCACGCACACCACAGCCGUUCUGAAGCUCGGAACCCUAAAAUGGCAGAGCAACUUUCUCCAGGAAACACUGCAGACCAGGUGUGCACCUUCCUCUUCAAAAAGCCUGGGCGGAAAGGCACUACAGGCCUCAGAAAGCGCCCGGCCUGCGACCCAGAGCCCGGAGAAAGCAGCAGCAAUAGUGAUGAAGGCAGCACUGUGGUUCGACCCGAGAAGAAGCGGGCGACCCACAAUCCAAUGAUACAGAAGACCCGCGGCAGUGGUAAACAGAAGGCGGUUUGCGGUGACUUGAGUAGCGAGGAGGAGGAGGCGGAGAAUGAGCCUGAGAGUCUCGGCGUGGUUUAUAAGUCCACCCGCUCAGUGAAGCCCGUGGGGCCAGAGGAUAUGGGGGCGACAGCUGUCUAUGAGCUGGACACAGAGAAGGGGCGUGAUGCACAAGCUAUCUUUGAGCGCAGCCAUAAAAUCCAGGAGGAGCUGAGGGGCAAGGAGGAUGACAAGAUCUAUCGGGGAAUCAAUAAUUAUCAGAAAUACAUGAAGCCCAAAGAUAAGUCUAUGGGCAAUGCCUCUUCCGGGAUGGUGAGGAAGGGCCCCAUCCGAGCGCCUGAGCAUCUACGUGCCACCAUGCACUGGGAUUACCAGCCCGGUAUCUGUAAGGACUACAAAGAGACUGGCUUCUGCGGCUUCGGAGACAGCUGCAAAUUUCUCCAUGACCGUUCAGAUUACAAGCAUGGGUGCUGCAGCUCCCUCUUCCGCUCCUUGUCCCCGGCCAGGGUGGGCACUUCGAGGGGCUCUUUUUGUGAGGAACGCCAGGUAGGCACCCGGGUCCUGCUGGUCCACUGCUGGAACAGCUAG
This is a messenger RNA of Propithecus coquereli (Coquerel's sifaka), 926 nucleotides long. RefSeq names its product RING finger protein 113A-like. Gene Ontology annotation, cellular component: U2-type spliceosomal complex. The record is from RefSeq and is a predicted model, not a curated record. Gene Ontology annotation, biological process: snoRNA splicing. The transcript has 2 exons. Lineage: Eukaryota; Metazoa; Chordata; Mammalia; Primates; Indriidae. Bases 117 to 926 code for a protein of 269 amino acids. Gene Ontology annotation, molecular function: metal ion binding.